Messenger RNA from Arabidopsis thaliana (thale cress), 1720 nucleotides. It is a transcript of the gene PUX4, whose product is annotated as plant UBX domain containing protein 4. The coding region runs from base 537 to 1448 and encodes 303 amino acids. The record is from RefSeq and is marked reviewed. Lineage: Eukaryota; Viridiplantae; Streptophyta; Magnoliopsida; Brassicales; Brassicaceae. The transcript is spliced from 4 exons. Gene Ontology annotation, molecular function: ATPase binding.
UAACUAUAAUUAUUAGUUAAUAAAUCGUAACCGUAAUAACCGUAACCUUAGUGAUGCCUAAAUUCUCUCAUUAAAGCGUAGAUAAACCGGUGUUAAACCAUGAAACCAUGAGAUUUUUUCCCCCUCUCAUUUGUGAAGUUGAUUCUAAAAUUUAAUGAAAAAAUAAUACUACAGUAAGGUAUUAAUGGGGGUGGAAUAUGAAGAUAUUAUAAGCUUAGGAAUAUUAAAAUAGAACAAGAACAAAACGUCACUCCACAAGGAAAGUUACUAAAAUUGACAAAACCACAAGUACCAACAAAUCUAAGUUUUGUAUUCCUCCUUUUUAAGUUACAUAAUUCCCCAAUUCCUCCACCAUAUCACGCGCCCACGUGAAUUAACCAGACACCACAAACCACACACAUUAGUUAUAACCUCCACGCGCUUAAUCAGCGCGUAUAACAAAUGAACGUCUCUCUAGCGUUGUUCGUUUUGAUAUCUUCUCGACUUCUCCACUUCUUUAGAUUUGAUUCUUCUUCUCUGAUCUCUGAAAAAACACAAUGUCUUCGAAAGACAAGAAACCGUCGAAGCCAUCGAGUAGUCGUGGUGGAAUCCGAACUCUUUCCGAUCUUAACCGUAGGUCUGGUCCUGACUCCGACAGUGAUUCCGAUGGUCCACAAGAAUACUACACAGGUGGUGAGAAAAGUGGUAUGUUAGUUCAAGAUCCAUCGAAAAAAGAUGAUGUUGAUGAGAUAUUUAAUCAAGCUAGACAACUAGGAGCUGUAGAAGGACCUCUUGAGCCACCUCCGAGUUCCAGGAGUUUCACUGGAACUGGUAGAUUGCUUUCUGGUGAAAAUGUGCCUACUGGUAAUCAACAGCCUGAGCCUGUUGUUCACAACAUUGUUUUCUGGUCUAAUGGUUUCACUAUUGAUGAUGGUCCUUUGAGGAAAUUGGAUGAUCCUGAGAAUGCAUCGUUUCUCGAGAGCAUUCGAAAGUCUGAGUGCCCGAAAGAGCUUGAGCCUGCCGAUAGAAGAGCUCCGGUUCAUGUCAACUUGAUGCGAAAGGAAGAGAAAUGCCCUGAAAGACAGAAACGUAGGGUUUCAUUUCAGGGUGUUGGAAGAACUCUAGGUGGUAGCAAUGAAGGUAGCGGAAGUAGCUCACCUGUGGCUCCAGACUCCGCUCCCAUUCCCAUCCAAACCGAACCAGCACCAUCUCAAAGUCUUGUAAUAGAUGAAACCGUUCCAACCACAUCGAUACAGCUUAGACUAGCGGAUGGGACACGUCUGGUGGCUAAGUUCAAUCACCAUCACACGGUCAACGACAUUCGCGGUUUCAUUGACUCAUCUCGACCUGGAGCCUCGUUGAACUACCAGCUUCAGACAAUGGGGUUCCCACCUAAGCCUUUGACUGAUCUCACUCAGACCAUUGAAGAAGCUGGUCUCGCCAACUCUGUUGUUCUUCAGAAAUUCUAGAAAAUUCUACAAGGUGUGGUUCUUUUUGUCUAUCUAUAUGCAUUAUAAUGAGAUUUUCAUAACUGUUGUAGUAACCAGGUCUUUAAAAUGUAAGUUACUUCUUCACUCUGUAUACUCAGCAUAAGCCGGCGGGGACUUGUGGUAUAGUUUUUCUUAAUUUAUUGAAAUUUUAUAGUUUCAUUAUGCGUUUAUGGGUUAAAUACAGUGUUUCAAGAACAACUAUAUAUAGUUAUAUAUUAUUAGUUUGGUAAGAGUAUAAUCAAGUGUCAUAU